Molecule: messenger RNA, 579 nt
Organism: Centruroides sculpturatus (bark scorpion)
Lineage: Eukaryota; Metazoa; Arthropoda; Arachnida; Scorpiones; Buthidae
Product: CDK5 regulatory subunit-associated protein 2-like
Exons: 3
Coding region: 303-572 (89 amino acids)
Biological process (GO): microtubule bundle formation; centriole replication; chromosome segregation
Cellular component (GO): pericentriolar material; microtubule plus-end; microtubule organizing center
Molecular function (GO): gamma-tubulin binding; microtubule binding; transcription cis-regulatory region binding
Source: RefSeq, a predicted model, not a curated record
AAAUAUUCAUUUUAAAUUGUACAAACUUAAAAACGUUUUAGUAGAAUUAAUUACUAUUCGAAUUUAUAAAGUUUUAAAAAAUUAUUAAAUAGCAUAACUCAAUGUUUAAAGAUUAAUAACUUAGUUUUUCAACAAGUCGACCGCGAUCUCCAAGAAUUUUUGAACCGUAACAUUAUAGCGUUCCAAUUGGAACAAGGUUGAGAAGUGCUCUUCUAUAAACUUUUUCAGCUUAUAACUUUAAUAUAUCAAUAUAAUUAGAUAUUAUUUUAGAAAAACGUGAAAAAUGCUAUAAAUAUAUAAAUAUGUGUACUUUUAGCGCCAAUCCAGAACCUCUGGAAGAAAUGGGUGAGUCGUCUCCUCAAGAAUCUUCAAAUCCACUUUCUCCAGUGGCAGAAAGACUUGCUGGAUAUGUCUCUCCGUUAAGAGUUAGGACCAUGAAAGAGUACGAUCAGCAAAUAUGUGAGUUAAAGAAAGAGAAUUUUCACUUGAAGCUAAGAAUGUAUUUUCUGGAAGAAAAAAUGGAUAAGAAAUUCGAGGGAGACAUUCUAGACUUACAUAAACUUGUAAGUUAAAUGUCCU